Molecule: messenger RNA, 1146 nt
Organism: Parasteatoda tepidariorum (common house spider)
Lineage: Eukaryota; Metazoa; Arthropoda; Arachnida; Araneae; Theridiidae
Gene: Chmp1
Product: charged multivesicular body protein 1
Biological process (GO): vacuolar transport
Source: RefSeq, a predicted model, not a curated record
AGUUUUUCUUUGCAUCAAUCAAUCAAUUCUAUUAUGACAUACCAAAAUUGAAUUAGUUAUUGUUUUUCUCAGCUUAUCUUUUUUGAUAUUUAAAGAUUGUUUUAAAGUUUCAAAGUAAUUUGUAAAUUAUCCAAGGUAUUUCAUCUUUAUUAGUUAACACACUUUGGAAUAUUUGCUAUAAAUUAAUGACCAGGAGUUCCAGCAGGUUGAACCCAGUUUGAUUUUUCAAAAUCAUAAAGUAAUAAGAAAUAUUUUUAGGAAUCUUUGAUUUCAAGAUAUUUUGCGAAGAUGACAUCUGCUAUGGAAAAACACUUAUUUAAUCUGAAGUUUGCCGCUAAAGAAAUGGAAAGAAAUUCUAAGCGAUGUGAAAAAGAAGAAAAAGCUGAGAAAUUGAAAUUAAAGAGGGCAAUUCAAAAAAAUAAUAUGGAAGGAGCUCGUAUUCAUGCUGAAAAUUCUAUCCGUCAACAUAACCAAGCCCUUAAUUAUUUGAGGAUGGCGUCAAGAGUUGAUGGCGUUGCCAGCAGAGUUCAGACUGCAGUUACAACCAAAAAAGUAACCACAUCCAUGGCUGGAGUUGUGAAAUCUAUGGAUGCAGCUAUGAAAAGCAUGAAUCUUGAGAAAAUCUCUAAUCUGAUGGAUAGAUUUGAAAAACAAUUUGAAGACUUGGAUGUUCAAUCAUCUUAUAUGGAGAACACAAUGAGUUCAACCACAACUGUGUCUGUUCCACAAAAUGAUGUUGAACAUCUCAUGAAACAAGUUGCUGAUGAAGCUGGCAUUGAAUUGGAUAUGCAGCUUCCAGAAGGAGGAACAGGAACACUUUCCACUGCCUCAGCUACUGCAGCUUCUCAUGAACAAGAUGAAUUAACUCAAAGAUUGGCAAAGUUGAGGCAGUCUUAAUUUACAGGAGAGAUGAAAUGUUGAUGAAAUUUUUGUGUUUCCAUUUAUUGUUUCUUAUUUUUAUUUAUAUGCAAAAUUUUUAUUCAUAUAAAGUCUAUAUGAUAUUUGAUUGCAGCAAUAUAGCUUUGUAUGUACAUUUGUAAAAUAAGCAAAUAUAUUUUUUUGAUUUUAGCUACAGUGGUAGUAGUCAUAUAUUGUAUUUAAAAAUACAAAAUUGUAUCAAAAUAAAAGCCGCCAACUAUAAAGUUA